Molecule: messenger RNA, 5562 nt
Organism: Malaclemys terrapin pileata
Lineage: Eukaryota; Metazoa; Chordata; Testudines; Emydidae
Gene: PRKCQ
Product: protein kinase C theta
Exons: 20
Coding region: 467-2593 (708 amino acids)
Biological process (GO): protein phosphorylation
Molecular function (GO): ATP binding; diacylglycerol-dependent serine/threonine kinase activity
Source: RefSeq, a predicted model, not a curated record
CAGGCUCAGCUCCCCACUCACUUCCCCCCGGCAGCGGAGGCGGUGGGUGGAUGCGGCAGCUGGGGCACGGCGCGGCGCUCGGACGGGGCAGCCGCUGGGAUCGCUGAGCCCCGCUGCGGCCCCGCUCCAGGCGGCGGAGAACAGGAAGAAGAGGGUUUUGCCAUAUUUAGAUGACAAGCGGAUCUGCCAGACGCUAGGGUUGUGGGGGACAGUCAUGCAUUUACAGAGACUCCUUCUGACUGUUGCAGUCACCCACUACUUCUGCACAGCGCGGGGGGAUGGACUCGCGUCUCUCCAAAUUGCCUGAGAGUCCAGAGUUUUAAAGGCAGCCCAGCCCUAGGAACAGUGACAAUGAGAGACAGCCGUGACAUUGCUCCAUGUUUUCUACAGAUGUGAUGAAAAGAAAAACCCAUCUAGUUAGAGACUGACCUUGUCUAGCAGUAAAAUUCCAUUUACAGGAUCUGUCAUGUCACCCUUUCUUCGGAUUGGCUUAUCAAAUUAUGACAGCGGCCCCUAUCUGCCAUCACAAGGGGAGGUGAUUAAUCCUUAUUGUGCGGUGAUGGUCAAAGAAGCAGAGGAAACAGAGAAUGGCCAGGUGUACGUCCAAAAGAAGCCCACCAUGUACCCACCCUGGAACAGCACGUUCGAUGCCCAUAUCAACAAGGGUAGGGUCAUGCACAUCGUUGUGAAGGACAAAAGCGCGGAAAUGGUUUCAGAAACCACCGUCGAACUCAACGUACUGGCGGACAGGUGCAAGAAGACCAAUGGGAAGACAGAAAUAUGGCUAGAAUUGAAACCUCAAGGGAGAAUGCUAAUGAAUGCAAGAUAUUUCCUGGAAAUGAGUGAUGCUAAAGAGCUGAUUGACUGCGAGACAGAGGGGUUUUUCUCCUUGCAUCAGCGCCGGGGAGCUAUCAAGCAAGCCAAAAUUCACAACGUCAAAUGUCACGAGUUCACUGCUACCUUUUUCCCGCAACCCACAUUCUGCUCUGUCUGCCAUGAGUUCGUCUGGGGUCUUAACAAACAAGGCUACCAGUGCAGGCAAUGCAAUGCUGCCAUUCAUAAGAAGUGUAUUGAUAAAGUAAUAGCUAAGUGCACAGGGUCAGCAAUCAACAGCAGAGAAACAAUGUUCCACAAGGAGAGGUUUAAGAUAGAUAUGCCUCACCGGUUUAAGGUCUACAACUAUAAGAGCCCGACAUUCUGCGAGCACUGUGGCACGCUUCUUUGGGGCCUGGCGAGGCAAGGGUUGAAGUGUGACGCAUGUGGCAUGAACGUCCAUCACAAGUGCCAGACAAAAGUGGCAAACCUUUGUGGAGUUAACCAGAAACUAAUGGCCGAAGCACUGGCAAUGAUAGAGAGCACCCAGCAGGCUCGCUGUUUGCGUGACACUGAACAGAUCUUCAGAGAAGGACCUAUUGAAAUUGGCCUUCCCAUUCCUAUGAAAGAAGUAACUCUGCUUCACACUGUGCCAGCACCUGCAACUGGGAAAAGAGAGCCACAGGGAAUCUCCUGGGAGACGCCGGUGGAAGACGUGACAAGCCCCGAGUCUCUCAUAGAAUCAGAACCAGGGAAAGACCAGAAGUCUGAGCAGCUGAAAUUAACAAUCGACGAUUUUGUCUUACACAAAAUGUUGGGAAAGGGAAGCUUUGGCAAGGUCUUCCUUGCUGAGUUAAAGAACACGGAUCAGUUUUUCGCUGUGAAGGCUCUGAAGAAGGAUGUGGUUUUGAUGGAUGAUGACGUCGAAUGCACCAUGGUGGAAAAGAGAGUCCUCUCCUUAGCUUGGGAGCACCCGUUUCUAACCCAUGUGUAUUGUACAUUCCAAACCAAGGAAAACCUCUUUUUUGUAAUGGAAUAUCUAAAUGGAGGAGACUUAAUGUUUCAUAUCCAAAGCUGUCACAAGUUUGACACCGCCAGAGCAACGUUCUAUGCUGCUGAAAUCAUUUGUGGUCUGCAAUUUCUUCAUUCUAAGGGAAUAAUAUACAGAGAUUUGAAGCUGGAUAACGUUCUGUUAGACAAGGACGGGCAUAUCAAAAUCGCUGACUUUGGGAUGUGUAAGGAGAACAUGUUUGAAGAUGCAAAGACAAGCACUUUCUGUGGAACCCCUGAUUACAUUGCUCCCGAGAUUUUGCUGGGACAGAAAUACAACACUGCAGUUGACUGGUGGUCCUUUGGUGUCCUUCUGUAUGAGAUGCUGAUUGGCCAGUCUCCUUUCCAUGGCCAAGAUGAAGAGGAGCUUUUCCAGUCCAUCCGCAUGGAUAAUCCAUUCUACCCUCGCUGGCUCAAUAAGGAUGCAAAAGACAUCCUAGUGAAGCUUUUCGUGAGAGAACCUGAGAGGCGGCUCGGAGCAAAGGGGAACAUCCGCCAGCAUGCCUUUUUCCAGGAGAUAAACUGGGAGGUUCUAGAAGAGCGGGCGAUGGAGCCACCAUUCAAACCCAGAGUGAAAUCCGCAAGUGACUGUAGCAACUUUGACAAGGAGUUUCUCAAUGAAAAACCUAGACUGUCGUGUGCAGACAGAGCGCUGAUUAACAGCAUGGACCAGAAUAUGUUCAGCAACUUUUCAUUUGUGAACCCUAAAAUGGAGAGGAUGUUAUCCUGAGAUCUGCCCUCCCCAGCACCUUCCUUGCUAAAGGAAUUCUGAGAAUUGAUUUGAGUAACACUUCUAUCAACUGAAAACCAAGAAUGGUUCAUUUGGACGAGGACCUGAACAGAAGCACUCACCAGUGAAAACUGAUACCGUGUUUGUGGGUUUCCACCUGGUGGUAUCCUGUAGCAGAUGCCAAACGUACUUCACUAAUGACCAACUCUCUUUCUGGUCUCUCUCUCUCUUUUCUGGAUGCUCUUGAAUUUGAAGGCAAUAGAAAAGGAGUAGGUACAAAAUACUGUCACCUUAUUCACACACAUAGCCGGUGGGACUCCUCGUGUGAGUAAGACAACCGCAUUUCGGCCCUAGCGGUGCGUCUCAGAUUUGCUACUCCAGUGUCCAGUCCUGAUGUUCUUAUUGAGGCAAAACUUCCAUUGAGUAAAGGGUUUGUGUUCAAGAAUUGGAUCUCCUAGAAGGCUACCUUUCCAGGUAGGUCUCUUUUCAGCCCCCAGCUGUGCACCUGUAAAAUUGUACGUACACCUCCGUGCACUUGGCGAAGAGGAACACCGGCCUGCACUCUUUAAAAACGCCUUGAUCUAGGCAAGAGUUAGAAUUUGCCCUCACAAAAUAGCCUUGGCACAGACGGGCUUUACGGGUGCAAAUUCCAGUCCUUGCAUGCACAGAAAUGUUCGAUUUGCCUAGGUGCGCAGGCAGGGAUUUACACUUGCGCAGGCUGGGGACAUGUAGACGUGGUCUUCAAACCACAGACUAAACAUCUCGCCCUAGGUCAAUGCACUGAGGCUCAGCUCUGAGCUUUAUUCAUCGCCUCUGCAUUGUAUGGGCGUGGCUGUGCUUCAACCGGGGGGUGUGAUUGGCAGCUCGAGGAGACGUACCCACGCUAGCUCUGCCUGAGCUAGUGCGCUCAACUUAGAGCAUGGCUGGGGCACCGCAAGCAGCGCGAGGAUCGAGCUGCCCCAAGUUCACGCCUAGCAUCUCAGCCAUGUACACACUCAGGUAGGCCAUCCCCCCUCCCCAGUCGCUCACAGCACUGCAUCUGCACUCUAUUUUUAGCCCGCCAGCUCCAUCAAAGCUAGUGUGGCUGGGUCUCCUUGAGCUGCGAAUCACACCCUCAUCUCCAAAGGUAGACGUACCCUAUGGGUGUUCGUUCACACAGGACUCUCUAAAUCAGGGCUUCUCAGGACAAAUUUUUUGGUGGCCUCAGCGUGCGGCCACCAACUCUUGCUGGUGGCCGCUCUCACACUUUUUCCUAAAAUGCUUAAUUAGCUUUAAGAAAAACAAUUAAAUAUGCACCUAUGCAAGUCCAUAUCGUUAUAAUGUAUUUAUUGCUAGCUAGUAAGUCCGUUGUGAAAAGUGAUAUUAACCUACAAAUAUCUCUUUUCACAGCAGACUUACUCAGCCCUGCCAAGCCUGGGAACAAAGUAAGGCCUGGAUGAGGGGCUAGGGAGAGGUGGGGGGGUAGAGCCUGAAACCCUGCUAGCCCACCACCCCAGGACUGAAGUCCGAAGCCUGAGCCCCACCACCCUUGGGAAGGUGGGGAACUCACCGGCUGCCUGCUCCUCCAGCAUUGUGCCCCACGUGUCUCCAAAGGGGGCCAGGGCCCAACCCCUGCUGACAGCCCCAGCAACCAACACCAAGGUGGUGCAUCCAGGAGCAACAGGGAGAGGGAGGGGCUGUUACUCCCCACACACAGAGCCCAGGGGCUGUGGCCGCAAGAAAAGCCCCUGGUGGCCAAGUUUGGGAAAUGCUGCUCUAAACUCCUGUCCCAGCAUCAGGGUAAGAUCUGGGCUGAGUUCUCUUUGGGGGAGUCUCUUCUUAGAAUCAUAGAACAUCAGGGUUGGAAGGGACCUCAGGAGGUCAUCUAGUCCAACCCUCUGCUCAAAGCAGGACCAAUCCCCAGACAGAUUUUUGCCCCAGAUCCCCAAAUGGUCCCCUCAAGGAUUGAGCUCACAAGCCUGGGUUUAGCAGGACAAUACUCCCCCUGCCUAACACCUGGUCAGGAUUAUGGAGAGACUCUCCCCAAAACAUUAUUUAGGGAUUUCAAGAUUGGGCCUCCAGUCAUUGCCCUGCAGGUAUUAACUUGAAAGAUAGUAUUCAGUACUUUCAAAGACUGAACAACUUAAUACUGCUACAAAUGAUGCUGCCCCUGCUCUUUGGUAUUCAGCAGGGACCUGAAUCAAGGUACAAAACUGCACACAACACUCUAAAGAUGAGACAAUACAUUGCAUGGUAUGGCAAUUAUUUUCUCUCAACUGUUGACAAGAAGUUGCUGACCUAUUAUGUUCUGUUUGGGGCAAAAAAUAUUGUAGCAGUAAUGAGAUUUUAGUGGAAAUCCUUUACAAUAAAUGUACGCUGUCUUCUGAGAUUUGCAAAACUUCCUAUUUAUUCAGUUGCCGUUCAAGAGAUAGAAACGGAAAGAUCUAAUGCCUCUAAGUUACUGCUUUUCACUGAUAGUCUUAUGGAAAUAUUUAGCCUGGUUAUCAUGUCAAAGCAGAAAUAAAGAGCCAGAUUCUCUGCUCUGUGUAGCUCUGUUGACUUCAGUGGAGCUAUGUUGGUUUAUUCCAGCUGAGGAUCUGUAGGAAUAUUUAGAGAUUUCCAAGGGCAAUGUAAUGUUUGUGACUCAUUACAAUUAAAACUGUCUUAGGCUUUCUACCUGUGCAACCACGCUGUGGAUAUCAGUGUCAGUGGCCAUGGUCCCAUGUGAGGGAAUGGGCACUCAGCGUAAUACGGUGAUGGGCAGCAGUAUGAAAAUCUAAAACAGAAAAGAAAACCACCGUGCUGUUAAAAGAAUAUCCCAGUAAUGUGAGUCUCCUGCCUCUUGUGAAGUCCCUGUUUGUGCUGUAUGAAAUGUAGGCGAAAUCUGUGCACGCUGUUUGCCGCUAGUCAUCAUGUUUAAUUAGAACCGUUAACAUGAAUUUUUAAAAUGUCAGUGCUGUUUGUACAGUUUAAUAAAACGUUGGGUACGA